UCUGUUUGAAAUUUAUAAAUAUUUAGUACUGGGUUAUAUACUGGUUUCUCUGCCUGUCGUUCGCAUUUGCAAAGUGUUGUUACUGUAGUAAACAGGUGUCAAGUAAUCGGAUGUCAAGCAUGUUAUCCGUCAUAAAGAACAUUCAUUAAUCUGUGUGGACUGAGCUGUCGACCGAAGUAGCAGUUCAUUAACUUAAAAUGUCAGCCAUACUCCUAUGGAUUCACGUAGCAUUCAUUUACACGGGCUACGUACUUUCAGACGACAUACCAUGCCAGGAGGGAUCAGCACAACAUACAAACAUAUAUUUUGCCAAUGUUACGAGCAACUUUAACUUCGAGAUAUGGAACAAAAGUAAUCCGUACAACUACUCACUUACAGUGACCUACAAAUGGGAUCUUGAAAUUCCAAGAGAUUUUGUUUUUGAUGGAUUUUUAUACAAACACGUAGAUAGGGAGAAGGAAGAAAAGAAACUAUCGUCACAAAAUAUUGGAUUUGGCUCUCUUUUCGGGAUAUCAUCAUUCGAAAUACAAGGACUUGCGUCAUUGCCAGAGGAUAAAAAAUGUGACAAUAGUAGCGACAAAUCUCUGUGGGCAGUCAACGAUAAUGGUAGUUCAGUCGAGUGUAAAAUUCCAUGUUCCGAGUAUUUUCCACCUCCAUGCCAAUCUAAUGAAGUCUGCUCUAGAAUUAUAGAGGAUGGGUUUUCUACUUUACCCAGAGAGGCUAAUCAAUUGGAAGUUGCGUUGGAGUUUGGACGAAGUUAUGACAUGAAAAUAUUAAUAUAUCGCCAUUGGAAAGUGCUGAAGACAUAUGAAUUUCCUCACAACAAAAUUAUUCGAUUUUGUCGAGAUGAAUUGAUCGACAAACAAAAAUAUGAGCCUGGAUUCGCUGAUGCAUUUUGCGAAAGAGAACAAGACAUGCAAGAAUCGACAUUGAGUGCCGGGCCGAUAUCAUACUUUGAAAUGUAUUCUGUGAACCGUGAUCUUCGAACAAAUCGUGGAAAUGUUGGUUUCCGGUGGAAAGCUCCUAUGGAUAUUUCUAAACGAGUCAAUCUCACCGGAUUCCUGAUCAACACACACAGCGGCCUUGGCCAAGAUAUCGUGAUAAAAGUUGAUCAACAUGAUGUAGAUUUCUUUUACAAAACCUCAGUGAAAAAUAUUGUGUUUGAAAAACCACAUUUGAUAUCAAUUACUCCUAUUCUUACAUUUGAUAUAAACAUAUGUUACAAAAAGUGCAGUAAACACGGUUACAUUCUUUCAAAGGAAUAUACCAUUCCAGAUAUUGAUGCAUGUGAUGAACCGACAAGAUACUGCGAUAUCAUUGCAAACUGCACGGAUCUGCCAAGCCAAAACACUACGUCAGCUAUUUGUUCAUGUCCCAUUGGAUUUAGUGGAAACGGAAUAAAUGACUCCAGGUCGGAAGGAACUGGUUGCCAAAAGAUAAAUCGUUGUAAUUUUUCAAUAGAAAGUUACCCUUGUCAUUCUAACGCAAUAUGUGAAGAUUUUGACUCGACUUCUGAAAGUGUUAUCUGCUCGUGUCCGAAAUAUUAUGUCGGUAAUGGAUACAAAGAAGGAUAUGGAUGUAUGAAGUUAUCUAUUGUGGUGUUUCUUUCAAUAGGAUUACCAUGUAUAUUCAUAUUUCUCAUAAUACUCAUGAUGUUGAUGAGAAGAAUAAAAAUAACAAGAAAAAGAACUAUCAGAAGAAAAUUCUCUAAAUUUGUUAUGACGAGUGAUGCAAAAUAUACAUCACCUGAUUGGUCGAUCAAAUUCAACAACAAUACAAAACAAUGUGGAUUGUUUGGUGAAAAAUAUGAAAUUGAUAGGAAUGACAUCCAGUUCACAGAAAUCAUUGGCCGUGGAAAUUUUGGAGUUGUUCACAAAGCAAUUCUGAAAACCAAGGAAAACGAAUCAAAAGAAGUCGCUGUGAAAACAACAGCAGAGCCCCACACGAUAGAAAUGGAAAUGGAAUUUCAAGCCGAAAUUUAUCUUAUUACUUCACUGAAUAAGCACGCCAACAUCAUGGGAAUGAUUGGAUGUUGCACAAUGGGGAAAUCACCCAUAUACCUUGUUACACAAUUUAUGAAAUAUGGAGAUUUGAAACAUUUUCUAUGGGAUGCAAGAGAGGAAAAAAACAGAGCCCGUGAUCUAAUAUACAAUAUUACUGGAAGGGAUAUUUACAGAAUUGGUGAACAAGUUGCGUGUGGAAUGGAAUACUUAACUGGGUUGAGAUUCAUUCAUGGAGAUCUUGCUGCCAGAAAUGUCUUAGUUGAUGAGGGACUUCAAUGUAAAAUAUCAGACUUUGGACUAACCAAUGACGUCUAUCGGUAUGGUGUUAUAAAAGGAGCGAGAGAGAAGAAAGUACCCCUAAGAUGGAUCAGUCCUGAACGAAUGUUGAAUGGAACAGUUCCAAUAACUUGGAGAAGUGAUGUAUGGUCAUUUGGAAUACUCUUGUACGAAGCCAUCACCCUUGGAUCAACUCCAUACCCUGGAAUCGAAUCGGAAGAUUUGUUGAAAAAAGUUCAAUCGGGAUAUCGGAUGAGUUGUCCGUCAACCUGCAGUCAACAUUUAUAUAACGUCAUGUUGAAUUGCUGGGAGUGGAUACCAUCGAAUCGACCAUCUUUCAAACAACUGAGAGAAACAUUGAAAAUGCCUGUAACAAAACUGAGACAACAUUAUGUUAAUAUAUCGGCUGUUGAGUACAAUUCAUAAUGUAAUCACUCGACGUUUUUAACCUCAACAAUGUGGUUGAGUUUCACAUAACAUUUACGAACAAUUAUUUCAAUACGUUAUUAAUUGCAUGUAACCUGAAAGGAAAGUAGUAGUAAGUGAUAGUCGUAGUUGAUGAAAAACAAAAUCGUUUUAAGAUGUUAUUAUUAUUUUGUUGGUAUUUGUAGCUCAAUAUUUGUUUUACCAAUUGUAGUUGAACAACAAGUAAGCAAACAUGCAUAUUUUAUCUUUCAUUUCUACUGAUAUAUUUUGUAAAGACAUGUAUUCACGGACACAAGGACACACCAUGAUAAGUGGAAAGACGAAACCAUGUGGGAAACUGAGGGCAUAAUGCUUGGACUUGAGGUCCGGCUACGUAUUCAAUUAAAUUGGAUUGAUUUAUUAUAGACUGUCAUUGUACAAUAGUGGUCUUCCUUUUCGUUUUAUGUCUAUGACAAUAUUAUUCUUUUUUACCUGAUCGCUACAGUCAAUACACCAUUUUAUAUUUUGUCUCGCAGCAAACGAAUGGGUUAGAUGAAUUCAAACUCCGAUUUUUGCAAAUUUUUUUCGAGUGGAUAAAUGGAAUAUUUCUCCUAAUAUCUGGAUUGUUGUAUAUCAUUAUUAUCGACCUAUUUUUUGAUCGUUGUUGUUUACGUUUGUGUGAUAAGAUAAACGUGUGUCUACAUAAAUAUUUGUUCUUUGUGUUUUCUGUAUUAUAGCAUGUUGAAAAUAAUUAUGCCGGGGAUGAAGAGAUA
Messenger RNA from Styela clava, 3457 nucleotides. RefSeq lists its product as uncharacterized. Gene Ontology annotation, biological process: cell surface receptor protein tyrosine kinase signaling pathway; protein phosphorylation; multicellular organism development. Gene Ontology annotation, cellular component: plasma membrane; signaling receptor complex. The record is from RefSeq and is a predicted model, not a curated record. Gene Ontology annotation, molecular function: ATP binding; transmembrane receptor protein tyrosine kinase activity. Lineage: Eukaryota; Metazoa; Chordata; Ascidiacea; Stolidobranchia; Styelidae.